AUGUUUCCUGAACUGUCGCUUAAGAAUCUAUCUAUCUAUCUAUCUAUCUAUCUAUCUAUCUAUCUAUCUAUCUAUAUAUCUAUCUAUCUAUCACAGUCGUUACAUUUCAUUUCCUAUCUAUCUAUCUAUCUAUAUCCAUUACAUUUAUCUAUCUAUCUAUCUAUCUAUCUAUCAGUCGUUCAUCUAUCUUUGUUCAUUGUCUAUAUAUCUCUCCCAGUCAUUACAUUACACAUUUCACAUCUAUCUAUCUAUCUAUCUAUCACAGUCGUUACAUUUCAUUUCCUAUCUAUCUAUCUAUCUAUCUAUCUAUCUAUCUAUCUAUCUAUCUAUCUAUCUAUCUAUCUAUCCCAGCCAUUACAUUUAAUUUCAUAUCCAUCUAUCUAUCUAUCUAUCACAGUCGUUACAUUCCAUUUCCUAUCUAUCUAUCUAUCUAUCUAUCUAUCUAUCUAUCUAUCUAUCUAUCUAUCUAUGUUCAUUGUCUAUCUAUCUCUCCCACCAUUACAUUUAAUUACACAUCUAUCUAUCUAUCUAUCACAGUCGUUACAUUUCAUUUCCUAUUCAUCUAUCUAUCUAUCUAUCUAUCUAUCUAUCUAUCUAUCUAUCUAUCGAUCUAUCUAUCUAUCUAUUCCAGCCAUUACAUUUAAUUUACAUCUAUCUAUCUAUCUAUCUAUCUAUCUAUCUAUCUAUCUAUCUAUCUAUCUAUCUAUCUCUCCCAGUCAUUACAUUACACAUUUCAUCUAUCUAUCAUCAUAUCUAUCUAUCUAUCUAUCUAUCUAUUCCAUCUAUCCAUCUAUCUAUAUCUAUCUAUCCAUCUAUCACAGUCGUUACAUUCCAUUUCCCAUCUAUCUAUCUAUCUAUCUAUCUAUCUAUCUAUCUAUCUAUCUAUCUAUCUAUCUAUCCCAGCCAUUACAUUUAAUUUCACAUCUAUCUAUCUAUCUAUCUAUUUAUCACAGUCGUUACAUUUCAUUUCCUAUCUAUCUAUCUAUCUAUCUAUCUAUCUAUCUAUCUAUCUAUCUAUCUAUCUAUUCCAGCCAUUACAUUUAA
This is a messenger RNA of Acanthosepion pharaonis, 1044 nucleotides long. The record is from the annotation of a GenBank genome assembly. Lineage: Eukaryota; Metazoa; Mollusca; Cephalopoda; Sepiida; Sepiidae.